This is a messenger RNA of Trichechus manatus latirostris (Florida manatee), 936 nucleotides long. Its product is annotated as olfactory receptor 13J1. The record is from RefSeq and is a predicted model, not a curated record. Lineage: Eukaryota; Metazoa; Chordata; Mammalia; Sirenia; Trichechidae. Gene Ontology annotation, cellular component: plasma membrane. Gene Ontology annotation, biological process: detection of chemical stimulus involved in sensory perception of smell; G protein-coupled receptor signaling pathway. Gene Ontology annotation, molecular function: olfactory receptor activity; G protein-coupled receptor activity.
AUGGAGGUGCUCAAUAGGACAAGGGUCUCUGAGAUCUUUCUGAAAGGAUUUUCUGCCUACCCAGCCCUAGAGCACCUGCUCUUCCCACUGUGCUCAGCCACGUACUUGGUGAUGCUGCUGGGGAACACAGCCAUUGUGGCAGUGAGUGUGCUGGAUGUCCACCUGCACACGCCCAUGUACCUCUUCCUGGGCAACCUCUCCAUCCUGGACAUCUGCUACACAUCCUCAUUUGUGCCCCUGAUGCUGAUCCACUUCCUGUUGACCCAGAAGACCAUCUCUUUCAUCGGCUGUGCAGUUCAAACGUGUCUGAGUUUGUCCACGGGCUCCACAGAGUGUCUGCUGCUUGCCAUCAUGGCCUACGAUCGCUACCUAGCCAUUUGCCGGCCACUGCAGUACCCCGUGCUCAUGAGCCACCAGCUCUGCUUGUUGCUGGUGGGAGCCUCCAGGGCCUUCUCUCUCUUCAAGUCAGUGACUGAGAUGGUUAUCGCCAUGAGGCUGCCCUUCCGUGGUCACUACGUGGUCAGCCACUUCACUGGCGAGAUCCUGGCAGUUCUGAAGCUGGCAUGUGGUGACAAGUCGGUCAGUGAGGACUUCUUGCUGGCUGGCAGCAUUUUGCUACUGUGCAUACCCCUGGCACUCAUCUGCCUCUUCUACAGUCUUAUCCUCGUCACCAUUCUGAGGGUGCCCUCAGCUGCCGGGCGCCACAAAGCCUUCUCUACCUGCUCAGCGCACCUGGCUGUGGUGGUGCUCUUCUAUGGUGCUAUCAUCUUCAUGUACAUGAAGCCCAAGAGCAAGGAGGCCCACAUCUCUGAAGAGGUCUUCACAGUUCUCUACGCCGUGGUCACACCCAUGCUGAACCCUGUCAUGUACAGCCUGAGGAACAAGGGUAAAGAGGCUACAAGGAAGGUGUGGGGCAGGAUUUGGACCUCCAGGUGA